AUGGCAGCAGCUGCGUUGCUAGCUUCGUCCGCGAUGCUGAGACGACUCGUGUUCACCUCCAUGAUGCUCUUGCUGCAGCAGUAUGCCAAAGCCGAAGAUUGCUGCGCCAAGUGCUUGAACAACGUGCCCGACUUUGUGUACAACUCGAUGGACUUCAAGCAAUGCAUUGCUCAAAACUACUGCUGCUUCCAUUGUUUCAACAAGGACAUCGGAUCCCCAACAGUGUUGCCCGUGGCAGGGACCGUGUUCAAUGGUCCCACGACGACGGCCACGACCGGGUCCUUCUUGCAGAUCAAGUAG
Aphanomyces astaci is the source of this 300-nucleotide messenger RNA. RefSeq lists its product as hypothetical. Lineage: Eukaryota; Oomycota; Saprolegniomycetes; Saprolegniales; Verrucalvaceae. The coding region runs from base 1 to 300 and encodes 99 amino acids. The record is from RefSeq and is a predicted model, not a curated record. The transcript has a single exon.